AUGGACAUCUCGGCGGCCUCCAAGUUUGGCCAGAAGCUCGCCCACACCGAGAAGAACGUGCGCGACAAGGCUGUCAAGAGCCUCACGCUCUUCCUCGUCUCCAAGAAGGAGUGGUCCGACCUCGACCUCGAUAAGAUCUGGAAGGCGCUCUUCUACUGCAUGUGGAUGAGCGACAAGAUGAAGAUCCAGCAAGAGCUCGCCGACAACCUCUCCAAGCUCGUGCACGCGUUCCCAUCGGACGCGCUCAAGCUGCGCUUCGUGCACUCGUUCUUCAAGACGAUCCAGCGCGAGUGGCAUGGCAUUGACGGUCUCCGCCUCGACAAGUUCUACACGCUCGUGCGCAUGAUGCUCUUCCAGAGCUUCAAGUUCCUCGAGGCCACCGAGUUUGCGCUCAACGAAGCCUUUGCGUCGCACCUCGAGAGCGCGAUUCUCUCGCAGCUGCCCAACGGUCUCCGCCUCCACGUCUCGGAUGUCUACCUCUCGGAGCUCUUCAAGGCCGUCGGCGACUCGAUUCCCGCCGACGCCUUUGUGCAGCUCCUCGCGCCCUUCUUCACGUUGAUGAGCACGGACGCCGACAAGGCCGUCGCCAAGCGCGUGCACGACCUCAUCCUCACCCCGCUCGUGUCCGAGUAUUUCUUCCUCGACACGCAGCACACCAAGCCGGCGCCAACCGACGCCGAGACGACCGACGACGAGGCCGAAGCGCCCAAGCAGUUUGCAGCCGCGGCGCUCGCCGAGGUGCAGCACCGCAUCUUUGAGAUUGCGGCGGCCGAGGAGACGCUCGACCGCAACCGCAACUUGCUCUACACUAUUUAUGCCACCAUGUACGCCAAGACCAAGGUCGACUCGUCCAAGCCGGAUGCGAUCGCCAAGGCGCGUCAGGACAUGGCCAAGAAGGCUGCCAAGAACACGGCGCCUGCCAAGAAGGUGGCGGAGGCCAAAAAGGUCGCCGCCAAGAAGGCGGCCAAGGAAGAGCCCAAGAAGGUUGUCAUGGACAAGAAGGCCGAGAAGGAGUCCCCGAAGAAGGUUGUUGUCGAGGAAACCAAGGCGACCAAGAAGGCCGCCAAGGAGGAGCCCAAGAAGGUGACCAAGGAGGUCGAGAAGGUCGAGAAGACCAAGAAGACCAAGGACGAAGUUGUCGAGACCAAGAAGGUCAAGGCCGUCGAAGCGGAAACGAAGAAGGCGAAGAAGGCGGCCAAGGAGGAGCCGGUGGUCGUCGAGCCCAAGAAGGCGGCGAAGAAGGCGCCGGUGGUCGAAGAAAAGCCGGCCAAGAAGGCCAAGAAGGACGAGCCGGCCUCGAAGAAGAAGGAAAAGACCACGCCGUACCCGCGCUGUGCGUCGUGCGGCGGCUUUGGCAAGGGUCUCGUGCCGACGGGCAAGACGAUGUGCGGCCACUGCGAGCGCUCGUCGAAAGCGACCAAGAAGGAGGCGAAGAGCCUGAAGCGCAAGGCGGCGCCGGUUGUCGAGGAGGCGGCCGAGGACUCGGAGGACACGAAGCGCGUGACAUUUGGUAAGAGCAAGGCGCUGCCGUACGAGCUCUCGAUGAAGCGUAUGAAGAAGUCGGCGACGAAAGAAGUGGUCAAACCGGCGACGGGCAAGGGCGUGCUCAAGGUCAAGGAGAUCAAGGCCAAGCACGACAUGACGAGCGUCAAGCGCAACACGACGCUCAACUCGAAGCGCAUGCGGGCAGCCGACUUUUUCUAA
Saprolegnia diclina VS20 is the source of this 1704-nucleotide messenger RNA. RefSeq lists its product as hypothetical. The transcript has 5 exons. The record is from RefSeq and is a predicted model, not a curated record. Gene Ontology annotation, cellular component: preribosome, small subunit precursor; preribosome, large subunit precursor; nucleus. Lineage: Eukaryota; Oomycota; Saprolegniomycetes; Saprolegniales; Saprolegniaceae. Gene Ontology annotation, biological process: rRNA processing. Bases 1 to 1704 code for a protein of 567 amino acids.